AUGGAUAAUUUCAAGGCUUUCGGCAGCAGCCUGAGCUCCAUCGGGUCCCAGAUCACACCCUUUGCCUCGCGAACCUUCCAGUACACCAAGGAGCAGUUGGGCCAGGCUGAGGACAAGACGCAGCUGCCGCCUGACUACAUCGACCUCGAGAAGCGUGUCGAUGCACUCAAGCAGGUGCACCAGAAGAUGCUCGCCGUCACUUCGCAGUAUUCCAACGAAGCCUAUGACUACCCGCCCAACAUCAAGGAGACCUUUUCCGACCUCGGCCGUACCGUCAGCGACAAGGUCCACCUGCUCUCAACUGCCACCUCUCCGGCCGAAGCCCAGGCUGCUCUGACGGCUCCUCCCUCCGCCAAGCCCCAGCCCAAGACUUUCAACCAUGCUCUCGCCCGCGCCAGCUUAGCCAGCUCCCAGUUGAUGCACCAGCAACAUACGGGAGCUGGUGAGGACCCCCUUGCUUCCGCUCUCGAAAAAUAUGCGCUGGCUGAGGAACGCGUCGGCGAGGCCCGUCUUGCGCAGGACGCCCAGAUCCAGAGUCGCUUCCUGGCCGGCUGGAACACCACGCUCAACACCAACCUGCAAUUCGCGACGCGCGCGCGCAAGAACGUCGAGAAGUCGCGUCUGACGCUCGACUCGGUCAAGUCCCGUGCCAAGGGCAAUACCUGGAAACUGCCCACGUCGCCGCGCGAUGAGCAUGGUCCCGAGGAGCUGAGCCCCGAAGCCCAGGAGGAGAUUGAGAAGGCCGAGGACGAGUUCGUCACGCAGACCGAGGAGGCCGUGGGCGUCAUGAAGAAUGUUCUCGACACCCCCGAGCCACUUCGAAAUCUGGCCGAGCUCAUCGCCGCGCAGGUCGAGUACCACAAGAAGGCCUACGAGAUCCUCAGCGAGCUCCAGCCCGUCAUCGAGGGUCUGCAGGUCGAGCAGGAGGCCAGCUACCGCAAGAGCCGCGAGAACGCUUAG
This is a messenger RNA of Pseudomassariella vexata, 960 nucleotides long. RefSeq names its product BAR domain-containing family protein. Gene Ontology annotation, cellular component: cytoplasm. NCBI's taxonomy places the organism in Eukaryota, Fungi, Ascomycota, Sordariomycetes, Amphisphaeriales, Pseudomassariaceae. The transcript is spliced from 4 exons. Gene Ontology annotation, molecular function: protein binding. The record is from RefSeq and is a predicted model, not a curated record. Bases 1 to 960 code for a protein of 319 amino acids.